Siniperca chuatsi (mandarin fish) is the source of this 777-nucleotide messenger RNA. It is a transcript of the gene gip, whose product is annotated as gastric inhibitory polypeptide. Lineage: Eukaryota; Metazoa; Chordata; Actinopteri; Centrarchiformes; Sinipercidae. Gene Ontology annotation, cellular component: extracellular region. Bases 88 to 402 code for a protein of 104 amino acids. Gene Ontology annotation, biological process: regulation of fatty acid biosynthetic process; regulation of insulin secretion; response to starvation. The transcript has 5 exons. The record is from RefSeq and is a predicted model, not a curated record. Gene Ontology annotation, molecular function: hormone activity; glucagon receptor binding.
CCAAUUUUCUGAAGGCAGCCCACCAAGGUAAGUAGCUUAAGCGUUUCUCAUUGCCUGUUUUAAAGACAUCUCCAUUUAAAGAUCAUCAUGAAGGUGCUGUUUGAACUUUUGGUCGUCUGCCUGCUUGGAUCACUGCAUGCAGGGGCAAACGCUCAGCCAGAAGAGAUGGGUCUCAGUGAAGAUGAGCAGCAGGUGGCGAGAAGAUACGCUGAGUCGACCAUUGCCAGCGAAAUCAGCAAAAUCAUGGAUUCAGUGAUGCAGAAAAACUUUGUUGAUUUCUUGCUCAACCAAAGGGAGAAAAAAAGCAAGCCGGCCACCGCAGAGGAAGAUCCAGAGGAACGCCUGUACGACGACCUGCUGAAGAAGCUCAGUCUGCAUGAGAAGCAGACGAGAAAGAUCUAGGCUCCAAUGCAGUGAUGCUGCUCAUGCCGGCGAUUCUUCUGAUGCCUCCUUCUGACAUUUUAAAAGUCUGGACGAUGAGUAGUGUGCGAUCUUGUGUUUAUAUUAAAUAUUUGUCCUGUUCCAAAGCCUCCACUUGUGUAACACAAAUCACCACACGACAAAAUAAAGUGACUUGAGACUGAAUAACAUGAGUGGUAUUGUAUUUUGUUUUGUCAGACUCGUGUAAUAGCAUAUAAAGGCUGAAAUACUGCAGAUCAGUGGUGGAAAGUUACUUUUACUCACUUACUUGAGUCGUCAGUCAUCCAAUUUAAUGCUAAUUUAAUGCUAAGUACCUUAUAAUGUAUAGUAGUUAAAACCUCGAGCAACUGCAACAGU